UUUACCUACAUCUUCCCCCUCAUUGGUUCCCAGUUCAUCACCGCCCCCAUGCUGCCCAUUGUACUCUAGCGUCCAACUAGGUGAUCGGGCCAACUCCACCGCCUUUCAAGCCCUUUUGCAGCGGGUGUCUUUUAGAGCAUCUCACUCGCAUCGUGAUUGCUCCAAUUCCCUUCAUUCUCAGCCUCAACAUCUAGAACAUCUCUCACACAUCAUGGCUGACGACGAACGCCGUGUCAAACGCUCCCGCUUCGAUCAAACGGAACCGGAACCGCGCCGGCCCUCCCGCUUCGAUCGUCGUUCUCGAUCUCCUUCCUCGCGACAGUCUGAAAUCACUCGCACGCGGAGUCCUCUUAGUCGGGAACCUCGAAGCCCUAGCGCAGAUACGACUAAGAAAUCAGUGGGUGCGGAUCCGGCUGCCGCAGCUGCUGCCGCAGCGGCCAAGAUCAACGCACAGUUGCAGGCAAAGAAGGGUAUCCAGCAUGUCGACGUUCCACCUAUCCGUGCAACUGCGAGUCCCGCACCGGCAGCCGCCUCACCCACCGCUGGAGAUGCAUCUUCGAAACUUAACACAGAUAUUUACGUUGCUGAUGGAGACUACAUCAAGGAUAUCGAGAUCAAUGACUUGCGCAACCGUUAUACACUGACAAAGGGCUCUACUCAGAAGAUGAUCAAGGAAGAAACUGGCGCCGAUGUCACGACUCGAGGAAACUAUUAUCCGGAUAAGAGCAUGGCCACCGCUGCGAACCCCCCCUUGUACUUACACGUGACGAGCACGAAUAAAGACGGCCUCGAAAAGGCCGUGGCUUUGAUCGACGACCUUAUGAAGAAGGAACUCCCCAAUCUGGUAGAUGAGCGCCGAUUUCGUCGACGCGAGCCGGAGCAAGUUGAACGUGACGAAUACGGUCGUCGUAAAUGGCCAGAAGAACGGAUUCCAGUGGACCUUGAACCCAUCCCUGGUUUUAACCUUCGUGCCCAAGUUGUCGGACAAGGCGGUGCAUAUGUCAAGCAUAUCCAGCAGAAAACUCGAUGCAAGGUCCAAAUCAAAGGUCGAGGAUCUGGGUUCAUGGAACCCAGUACCGGCAGAGAAAGCGAUGAGCCAAUGUUUUUGCAUGUUGCUGGACCCGAUCCCAACGACGUUCAGACCGCUAAAGAGCUGUGCGAGGAUCUGCUGUCCAACGUUCGAGAGCAGUAUCAACGCUUCAAGGAGAACCCGCCUCAGCACAACUAUGGCGGCGGCUAUGGUCAUGGUCAGCGUGGAGACCGUUAUCAUGGGGGAGGCUACGGUGGGGGUAGUGGAGGUAGUGGUGGUGGUUACGGCAAUCAGUCGCACCAUAACUCGCCCUCUACGUCUGCUAGCCCAGCCGCGCAAGGUGGAAGUGGAACACCGGGAGCUGGACACAGCCUAGCCGACUAUGGCGCACAAUAUGCGCAGUAUUACGGAUCCGAUCCGUACGCUGCCUACGGUGGAUAUCAAAACUACGUCGCGUAUUACCAGUACUAUCAACAGUACGCCCAACAGCAACAGCAGCAAUCGCAGUCGCAGUCACAAAGCCCCGCACCACCUCCGCCUCCCCCGACUAGCGAAGCGCCUCCUCCGCCUCCCGGCUCAGGAUCUCCCCCUCCCCCUCCCCCUGGUGGCAACUAUAGCGCUGUCCCACCUCCACCAGGCCUGUGAAACUGUUGUCCAGUAGUAAAUCAAAGGAGGAAUAGGAAUACCCUACCUUCUGUGCCGUUGCUGAUCAAGUACCUACUCGUUGGCCAAGUGUAACUUUAGCUUAUCUCUCUGUUUGACAUCUGACGAAUUCGGAUUUGGACAAUAUUGUCUUUGCGCUAGAAAAGAUUGGAAUUUUAUUGUUCAGCAUCAUCUCAUUGCUCUGCGCCGCCGUGCCCGGUAGGAUUAACAUUCGCAUGAAAAAGGCUUGAUCGCCAUAGUGAUGAUCCUGCUAGAAGAAGGCAUACAAGUAGAGAGAGAAAUAUACUAUUACUCUGAAACCUAAAACAACCAGGGUCUUCAGCAUCAGUUUGGAGUGGAA
Molecule: messenger RNA, 2033 nt
Organism: Aspergillus alliaceus
Lineage: Eukaryota; Fungi; Ascomycota; Eurotiomycetes; Eurotiales; Aspergillaceae
Product: KH domain-containing protein
Exons: 9
Coding region: 212-1675 (487 amino acids)
Cellular component (GO): nucleus
Molecular function (GO): RNA binding
Source: RefSeq, a predicted model, not a curated record